Coccidioides immitis RS is the source of this 961-nucleotide messenger RNA. RefSeq names its product mitochondrial import inner membrane translocase subunit tim-17. NCBI's taxonomy places the organism in Eukaryota, Fungi, Ascomycota, Eurotiomycetes, Onygenales, Onygenaceae. The record is from RefSeq and is a predicted model, not a curated record. The transcript is spliced from 5 exons. The coding region runs from base 114 to 572 and encodes 152 amino acids. Gene Ontology annotation, cellular component: mitochondrial inner membrane; TIM23 mitochondrial import inner membrane translocase complex. Gene Ontology annotation, biological process: protein import into mitochondrial matrix. Gene Ontology annotation, molecular function: transmembrane protein transporter activity.
UGAAAUCUUCCCAUCCACACCCUGCAUCACGCCCCCCCUUCUCUCGGUAUUUUUUACUCUCGUCCCUCUUUUGUUUUAGUCUUAAAAGUUCAGAUCACUUGCGCCUUAUUACAAUGGAUCACUCCCGCGAUCCCUGUCCCUGGGUUGCCUUAUCGGAUUUCGGAGGAGCAUUCUGUAUGGGUGCUAUCGGCGGCGCCGUCUGGCAUGGCGUCAAAGGUUUCAGAAACAGCCCCUACGGCGAGCGACGAAUAGGAGCAAUCACAGCUAUCAAGGCGCGAGCGCCUGUUCUAGGAGGCAACUUUGGUGUCUGGGGAGGUCUAUUCUCGACAUUUGAUUGCGCCGUGAAAGGAAUUCGGAAGAAGGAAGAUCCUUAUAAUGCCAUCAUUGCCGGUUUCUUCACUGGCGGUGCUUUGGCAAUCAGAGGCGGGUACAAGGCUGCUCGGAACUCGGCUAUUAUGUGCGGCGUUUUCCUCGCAGUCAUCGAAGGUGUGGGUAUUGGAUUCCAGCGGAUGAUGGCCGAUAAUACAAGAUUAGAUCUUCCUCCACCUCCAACAGACAAGGCCGUUGCCUAACUUUCCCCCAUUUAAUCCACCAGUUACCGCGUUAUAAUCCUUCUCGCAAUGCUGUAUAGCCCUGUAUCAUAUCAACUCUUUUUUUAUUUGCUUUACCUCCGGCGUCUUGGGCUACGGGUCAUGAAUCCAAAAAGGGCAUGGCAAGGUGUUUUUGUUUAUAAUCCCUUACUCCAGGACUUUCGAAAUAUAUAUUUUCGCAUAUUUGUGUCCCUUUUCCAGCCACCCUAGACUGAAACCCGCCGUGAAUCUCCAAACCACCAAGUCAAAGUGAAAUUGGAGACCUUGGAGGCGCGCUUGGCCUAGCCGUGGAGGGAAUUGGUAUACUAACAUUGGCUAAAGGCGCACUGAGCACAAUCCUGGCAGAAUGAAAGCUGAUGCUGAAACCUGGG